This is a messenger RNA of Acytostelium subglobosum LB1, 813 nucleotides long. RefSeq lists its product as hypothetical. The coding region runs from base 1 to 813 and encodes 270 amino acids. The transcript has 5 exons. Lineage: Eukaryota; Evosea; Eumycetozoa; Acytosteliales; Acytosteliaceae. The record is from RefSeq and is a predicted model, not a curated record.
AUGUCAGGAAUUAGAGAGAGACCAAGGAUAGAUGGAGACAAGUUGACAACACAACAACAACAACAUUCAAAUGGAAAGAAGAAACAUAAUAAUGGUAGUGAUAAUGAUAAUGAUAAUAAUGGUGUAGAUCAACAUAUGAUUGAUGUUGAGGCUAUACUACAACAGAGACAAGAAGCGUUGAUAAAGAAAGGAUUGGAUCUAGAUGAAUACAGAGUCAAUCUAACCAAAGCCUACAACAGCUUUGUCACUCAAAUGUUACCUCACUACAUUGGUGCAUACAACGAUCUACAUACCAGAUGGAACUUGGAGAAGAUGAUGGACGACCAGAAUCAUUACAAGCCAAUGAGCACAACAAGUUAUCUCGAACAACCAUUGAUCAAUCAUAAAGAUGUUGAGACAAUUGAUCAACUACUGCGGUACCUUGCACAUACUACGUCUGAUAUCACUACAUGUCUCUCGGAUACAUGGGCCUACUUCUUGUUGUAUGCUCCACAGCCAGAGACAGGAGAUCCUCAUCUAAAGAUAUUGAUUGACUCAUUGGUAGUACCAAUUCAAAAGAUACUUAGUACCUAUAUCUACCAUCAUAAUACACUGAUGAAUGAUGUCAAAGUCAACCUUGUCCAAUCAUAUAAGAUUAAGAAGUAUCCAGAUGUUGAGGACUUUAAGACAGCGAAUGAACAAAGUCAAUUUGCAGUGACAUUCAAAUGCAUCAACCUGGUCCGAGCAUUGAGGAAUCAACUAUAUCAAUUGUCACACUUCUUUGCGAUCAACCAGGCAAACAUUGAAGAGAUAGUCAGCAAGGGAUAUAAUUAA